AUGGGGGCGGCGCUGGUGCGGCGUGGGGGCUGCCUGCUGCUCUGGCUGGCCUUACUGCUGGGCUGCUGGGCAGAGCUGGGCAGCGGGCUGGAGUUCCCAGGUGCGGAGGGCCAGUGGACCCGCUUCCCCAAGUGGAACGCCUGCUGCGAGAGUGAGAUGAGCUUCAAUAUGAAGACACGCAGCUCCAGUGGGCUGGUGCUCUACUUUGAUGACGAGGGCUUCUGCGACUUUCUGGAGCUCAUCCUCACCCAGGGCGGGCGGCUACAGCUCAGCUUCUCCAUCUUCUGUGCUGAGCCCGCCACCCUGCUCUCGGACACGGCGGUCAACGACAACCUCUGGCACUCUGUUGUCAUCCGCCGCCACUUCAAGAACACGACGCUGAUCAUUGACCGAGCCGAGACCAAGUGGGUGGAGGUGAAGUCCAAACGGCGGGACAUGACUGUCUUUAGCGGGCUCUUCUUAGGGGGGCUCCCGCCGGAGCUGCGGUCGGCAACGCUAAAGCUGACACUCUCCUCUGUCAAGGACCGGGAGCCCUUCAAGGGCUGGAUAACAGACGUCCGGGUCAACUACACGCAGGCGUCACCGGUGGAGAGCCAGGAGGUGCGGCUGGAUGACGAGCAGAGCCGCCUGUGUGCCAGGGAGGACGUCUGCCUCAACGGGGGCGUCUGCUCGGUGCUCAAUGACCAGGCCGUCUGUGACUGCUCCCAAACGGGCUUUCGAGGGAAGGACUGCAGUGAAGAAGACAACUAUGUGGAAGGUCUGGCGCACCUGAUGAUGGGCGACCAAGGUAAAAGUAAAGGAAAAGAAGAAUAUAUUGCAACGUUCAAGGGAUCAGAAUACUUCUGCUAUGAUUUAUCUCAGAAUCCCAUACAGAGUAGCAGUGAUGAAAUAACUCUGUCAUUUAAAACACUUCAGAGGAAUGGACUGAUGCUUCACACAGGAAAAUCGGCUGAUUAUGUCAAUCUUGCACUGAAAAAUGGAGCUGUCUCCUUGGUCAUUAAUUUGGGCUCAGGGGCCUUUGAAGCACUGGUGGAACCUGUGAAUGGGAAAUUUAAUGACAAUGCCUGGCAUGAUGUGAAAGUAACCAGGAAUCUGCGUCAGCACUCAGGCAUUGGACACGCUAUGGUGACAAUAUCAGUGGAUGGAAUUCUGACCACAACGGGAUACACGCAGGAAGACUACACCAUGCUGGGCUCUGAUGACUUUUUCUAUGUUGGAGGCAGUCCUAGCACAGCAGACCUCCCAGGGUCACCAGUCAGUAACAACUUUAUGGGCUGUCUCAAAGAGGUUGUAUAUAAAAAUAAUGACGUCAGGUUGGAGUUAUCUCGACUUGCCAAGCAAGGAGAUCCCAAAAUGAAGAUUCAUGGGGUUGUAGCUUUUAAAUGUGAGAAUGUUGCAACCUUAGAUCCAAUCACAUUUGAAACACCAGAGUCAUUCAUCUCUUUGCCAAAGUGGAAUGCCAAGAAAACAGGCUCAAUAUCAUUUGAUUUUCGUACAACUGAGCCAAAUGGCCUAAUUCUUUUCAGUCAUGGGAAACCAAGGCACCAAAAAGAUGCCAAACAUCCACAGAUGGUGAAGGUUGAUUUUUUUGCCAUCGAGAUGCUUGAUGGCCACCUCUACCUGCUGUUAGACAUGGGAUCAGGUACUAUAAAAAUAAAAGCCUUGCAGAAGAAGGUGAAUGAUGGUGAAUGGUACCAUGUGGAUUUUCAGCGGGAUGGACGGUCAGGGACCAUAUCUGUGAACACAUUACGUACACCAUAUACUGCACCAGGGGAAAGUGAAAUCCUUGACUUGGAUGAUGACUUAUAUCUUGGAGGCUUACCAGAAAAUAAAGCAGGCCUCGUCUUCCCAACAGAGGUGUGGACAGCACUUCUCAAUUAUGGAUACGUCGGCUGCAUUAGAGAUUUAUUUAUUGAUGGUCAAAGCAAAGAUAUUCGACAGAUGGCUGAAAUUCAAAGCACAGCUGGAGUAAAACCCUCAUGCUCAAGAGAAACUGCAAAACCUUGCCUUAGCAACCCCUGUAAAAACAAUGGUGUGUGCAGGGAUGGGUGGAACAGAUAUGUUUGUGAUUGCUCUGGCACGGGCUACCUUGGCAGAUCGUGCGAAAGAGAGGCAACAAUUUUAAGCUAUGAUGGAAGUAUGUUUAUGAAAAUACAGCUCCCCGUUGUGAUGCAUACAGAGGCCGAAGAUGUUUCUUUACGGUUCAGGUCUCAGCGAGCUUAUGGCAUUUUAAUGGCAACAACUUCCAGGGAAUCUGCAGAUACCCUUCGUUUAGAGCUGGAUGCAGGACGAGUUAAGCUAACGGUCAACCUAGACUGUAUCAGGAUUAACUGUAAUUCCAGCAAAGGUCCAGAAACCCUUUUUGCUGGCUAUAACCUCAAUGAUAAUGAGUGGCACACAGUGCGUGUGGUUCGGCGAGGAAAAAGUUUAAAGUUAAUGGUGGAUGACCAGCAGGCCGUGACAGGUCAAAUGGCUGGUGACCACACACGACUGGAAUUCCACAACAUAGAAACAGGAAUAAUAACAGAACGGCGCUACCUGUCUUCUGUGCCUUCUAAUUUUAUUGGGCAUCUACAGAGUCUCACAUUUAAUGGCAUGGCAUACAUUGACUUGUGUAAAAACGGAGACAUCGAUUAUUGUGAGCUAAAUGCAAGAUUUGGGUUCAGGAACAUCAUAGCAGACCCUGUAACCUUUAAAACAAAAGCAAGUUAUGUUGCACUGGCCACGCUACAAGCGUAUACAUCUAUGCACCUUUUUUUCCAGUUCAAAACCACCUCUCUGGAUGGAUUGAUACUUUAUAACAGUGGCGAUGGAAAUGAUUUCAUUGUGGUUGAAUUAGUUAAAGGGUAUUUGCACUAUGUGUUUGACUUGGGAAAUGGUGCGAAUCUCAUCAAAGGAAGUUCUAAUAAACCUCUGAAUGACAACCAGUGGCAUAAUGUGAUGAUAUCAAGGGAUACUAACAAUCUCCACACUGUAAAGAUUGACACUAAAAUCACGACACAGAGCACAGCAGGAGCCAGAAAUUUAGAUCUCAAAAGUGAUUUGUAUAUUGGAGGAGUGGCCAAAGAAAUGUUUAAGUCCUUGCCAAAACUGGUACAUGCAAAGGAGGGAUUCCAAGGCUGUCUUGCAUCAGUUGACUUGAAUGGACGGCUCCCUGAUCUAAUCUCAGAUGCUCUUUUCUGCAAUGGGCAGAUAGAAAGAGGAUGUGAAGGCCCCAGCACAACGUGCCAAGAGGAUUCGUGUGCAAACCAGGGUGUGUGCUUACAGCAGUGGGAUGGAUUCAGUUGUGACUGUAGCAUGACCUCCUUUAGUGGACCACUAUGCAAUGACCCGGGAACAACAUAUAUCUUUAGCAAAGGUGGUGGACAAAUCACUUACACGUGGCCCCCUAACGAUCGGCCAAGCACUCGCGCGGACAGACUGGCAAUAGGGUUUAGUACUGUUCAAAAAGAGGCCGUGUUAGUAAGAGUGGACAGUUCUACUGGGCUCGGAGAUUAUCUAGAGCUGCACAUCCACCAAGGAAAAAUUGGAGUUAAAUUUAAUGUUGGAACUGAUGACAUCGCUAUUGAAGAGAUGAACGCAAUUAUUAAUGAUGGGAAAUACCACGUAGUUCGCUUCACAAGAAGUGGUGGCAAUGCCACGUUACAGGUGGACAACUGGCCCGUUAUCGAACGUUACCCAGCAGGAAACAAUGAUAACGAGCGCCUGGCGAUUGCUAGACAGCGAAUUCCAUAUCGACUUGGUCGAGUAGUUGAUGAAUGGCUACUCGACAAAGGGCGUCAGCUCACAAUCUUCAAUAGCCAAGCAACCAUAAAAAUUGGAGGCAAGGAACGUGGCCACCCUUUCCAAGGCCAGCUCUCUGGUCUUUACUACAAUGGCUUGAAAGUUCUGAAUAUGGCAGCAGAAAAUGAUGCCAACAUCGUGAUAGAAGGAAAUGUGAGACUUGUUGGUGAAGUGCCUUCCUCUAUGACAACCGAGUCCACAGCCACAGCGAUGCAGUCUGAGAUGUCCACGUCAGUCAUGGAAACAACCACCACUUUGGCCACGAGCACUGCUAGAAGAGGAAAGGCCCCGACAAAAGAACCGAUUGGUCAGACUACAGAUGACAUCCUGGUGGCCUCGGCUGAAUGUCCUAGCGAUGAUGAGGACAUCGAUCCCUGUGAGCCGAGCUCAGGUGGGUUAGCAAAUCCUACCAGGGCAGGAGGAGGAAGGGAGUACCCUGGCUCGUCCGAGGUGAUUCGUGAAUCCAGCAGCACAACAGGCAUGGUGGUUGGGAUCGUGGCGGCGGCAGCGCUGUGCAUCCUCAUUCUCCUGUAUGCCAUGUACAAGUACAGGAAUCGAGAUGAAGGAUCGUAUCACGUAGAUGAGAGUCGAAACUACAUCAGUAACUCAGCACAAUCCAAUGGGGCUGUGAUCAAGGAAAAACAGCCCAACAGCGCUAAAAGUUCCAACAAAAACAAGAAAAAUAAGGAUAAGGAGUACUAUGUCUGAUCUCAACAUCUAAAAGAACGCUUGUAUAGAAAUAGUCUUCAUUUUAUCUGAGACAUAAUACAAACUUAUUUACUUUACUUUUUAUGAAGCACAUUCAAAAACAAACAAACAAAAAAGACAGGGAAUGCAAUCAGAAAGGAAAGACUGUUUUUAAAAACAAGCAUUUCAUGCUCUUGUUUUUCAGAAACAGGAGCUGAUAAAUUCCCUAACAUCCACAGUGUUUUCAUUUACUCUGCCUGUCUUUAUGUUGCUGGAACGUUUCUGAAAGACAAUGAUGACACCACGCAUUCAUAAAGCAAGGAGUAUUACUACAACAUCAAGGCACAAUAUGAAACAAAACAAAUUUAAAAAAAACAAAACAGGAAAAAAAAAAAGAAAAAAGAAGCUACCUAUGAUUCUGGAUUUAGCCAAAGUGCUAGCGCUUUCUUGAGAAGUAAGUUAGUCUUAUUGUCAGAGAAGACUGUCAUUAUAUAUGGUGACUCAACAAGCAAACGUAGUUUGCCAUCUGGUGCAGUGAAGCAGUGAUUGGAAACUUGCAUUUGAAACAAAGUGCUGGCUUUUCUGAAGACUUAUGUAGAAAUACUUUCAAAAAGCCCCUUUCUGGUUGUGAGGAAAAUAGUACGGAGGCCUUAUUUUCAAAAACAAAAACAAAAAUCUGGAAUAUAAGGCACAUUUCCACAAAAAAAAAAAAAAAAAAGGAAAACGAGGGCAUAGAUGCAAUCAUUGGGAAAUUUUCAUGCACGCUUAAUAUGUUAUUACAUAUGUUUAUAUAAAAACACAUCUAUAUGUGCUUUCUGGACUGUGAUAAGUGAUGUUUUAUAGCCUGUUGUAUAGAAAAUGCAAACUAUAUCUGCUCUUCAGCCAUUUUUGGUAAACUCAAUGUUAUAAGUGUUGCUAGGUAUAGAGAGUUUUAUGACAUCUGGAGCAACAGACAUACUUCAGUUUUUUUGCAGCCAUUAUAAAUUGUCCCAGACUUUUUCCCCUUUUUUUUUUCUUUUUAAUUUACAGUGUAGUGGUUAUACUAAGGGGGAUGUGUAUGAAUGUAUAUAAGAGUCAGCUAAUUUUUUUCUUACCUGUACAGCCUCUAUUAUGUUGCAAUUAAGUUUUAGUAGUUUGUAUGAAAGACGUGGACUAGAAAGCAAAAAUAUAUCUCUACUGUAAUUUGUCUUCUCCCUCCUAUCCCCAUCUCUUGCUCCUGAUAUGCAUCAAUGAAGUUGAUCAGAAUGGCCAAUUUUCCUAGAAAUAACAUUCGUUAAUUAGCUAAAUAUUUAGUGACUUAAACUGGCCUUUGGCUUCCAGUCAAAGCUUCACUAUUGGAGAGCAUGGUUUGCCUUACAGAAACCUUGUUCUUAGAAAUUAUGAGAAUGAUGAGUUUCUUGAGAAUCUUAGGAAGUAUCAUAUAGUGUUUAUCUGGCAUUCAGUUAUAUGAACGACAGCUACUACAGCAUGGGGUGGUAAAAGAUCUAAAAUACCCAUUUUAAUUAUCCAGGCUGAUUCUACUGCAGAAUUUAUCCCUUUCUCCAAAAAGGAAAUAAUCUUGAGGUGCACGAUAGUAUUUUUCAAUGGUGGGCAUUUUGACAUAUGAAAAAGUAUUUUUAGCUAAGUUGAUUGUGUAGUAUUGCAAGACAUCAUAACCAGACAAGUUCAUCAUGUUUUAAAGUGACACAGCUUAUCUUGCAUAUAUAAAACAUUAAUGCAUUUUAGUUAAACAUAUUAAAUAUAAUGCUGUAAUUUACAUGUUAAGUUUGUUUUUUUUCUGGUAAUAUUUCAUUAGUUUCACAGCAAUAAAUCAUAGCAUAACAUUUUAUUUACAUGGAAGUUCAAAGGGAAUACAUUAGACAGAAAGAGGGUAGUUCAAUAGAAAUCAACCAAAUCAUCAGAAGGCCUCCUGGGAGGGAUAUAGAUAUUGACAUUUCACAGAUAGGAAGGAGGAAUUAAAAAUUAGCUUUAAACAGGAGACACAAAACAUUUUGUUGUGUGUUAUUCACUGUAGCUGAUGAAAAUAAAUUGGAAACUGGUACAGCUAUCUAUCUGGGAGUCAAAGCACUUUAAAAAUACAUGUAGCUGACAUGAAAACACCUCUCUUGAAGUUUGCCCACGACAUCAAGGUGUGUCAUGUUCCGUAUGUAAAAAAAAGAAAUUAUUUUCAUUAGCAUUUACACAAAAAUGAGUACAGGUUCGAAAAAUCCAUCUGAUGUUCAUUUCUUAGAUUGUGUGGCAUUCGUAAUUUCUCCCACCUUUACAAGACAGCUGUACUCAGGGAAUGGUAGGGGCAGGUAUACUGGAGGUCAUUGCUGGAAGCAAGAGACUUCAGCUGGAGAGGGGAAAGAAGAAGUUGAAAGCCAGGUGGUAUUCAGAUUUCAGUGGUUGAAGAUACAUAGAAAAACAAGAAUAAUCGGUUGACAGGAGAUUUGACACGACAGAAUGUGGUUUGGGCGAGAUGAAAUGGUCUUUUCUGCUUGGUAUUGAUUGCAUUAAUGAAAUAGCAUUGUCAGGCCAACUUCCAGGCAGUUUGGUAGGUCAAUCUUUAACUAAAUCCAUACAUCAAGGAAAAAAAGAUCUGCUACUAUUAUAAUAAGCAAACACAAUUUUAACACUGUUUCUGAAGGUUCUCCUUUUUCCUCUUUAAUUUCAUAAUUUAACAAAAAAACAAUUAUGGAUGUAUCAGAAGUGCCAGCAAGUGGAUUUAAAAUUCUUUUUUGUUUAAAAACAGCAGCAACAACAAACAGACAUAAACCAACUACCUAACAUAAAAUUGGAUCCUUUCUCUAUAAUAACCUAAUUUGUUUGACUGAGAUGGCUUCAUUUCUAUGACUGUAUUGUGUUGCCUUUUUUAACAAAACACUAAAUAACGUGUGAAACUUUCAACCCUAAGACAUCAAAGAGAGGCCCAAUGCCCCUAACCUUAUAGUGCUUUCUGUGAUAGAUAUUUACAAUUUUUUUAUUUGUUGCAAGGCCAAUUUAUUCAUUAUUGGAAAUGCUAAGCAAGUGGAAUUUACUGUUUUGUUAAUAAAAAUGUUUCUUAAUACAAA
This is a messenger RNA of Manacus vitellinus (golden-collared manakin), 7523 nucleotides long. It is a transcript of the gene NRXN1, whose product is annotated as neurexin 1. Lineage: Eukaryota; Metazoa; Chordata; Aves; Passeriformes; Pipridae. The coding region runs from base 1 to 4491 and encodes 1496 amino acids. The record is from RefSeq and is a predicted model, not a curated record. The transcript has 22 exons.